This is a messenger RNA of Arabis nemorensis, 153 nucleotides long. The record is from the annotation of a GenBank genome assembly. Lineage: Eukaryota; Viridiplantae; Streptophyta; Magnoliopsida; Brassicales; Brassicaceae.
AUGGAGCAUCCUCAAGUUGUUCUACCAGUUGUAAACCCGAACAACCCCAACCCUAUUUCGCAGAGAGAUCAAGUUCAGGCUGCAGGGCAACAACCCAGAGCACCACCUCUAGCUCAAGGAGCUGCUCAGACUGAGCUGCUCAGACUGACUUAG